AUGAAUGAUAAUAAUAAUAAUAAUGAUUAUUGUCUUACUCAUAAUCUAUCCACAUCUGAUAUAAUCAACACUGAUGAUGACGAAGUUAUUGAAAUCAAACAGAUAGGUGAUAAUGAAAUGGUAAACGAAUCAAUUGUUGAAAUGAAUGAUCAUUUCAAUAAAAUCAAUAAUCAAAUUAAAUACAUACAAUCCAAUCAAAAUUCAAAGAGAAUACAAUCACCAUUACAAUCUAUUACAAGUCCUAUUCUACUAUUUGAUUUCGAUAAUGAAAUCACAGAUCAUUUGAUAGAUUCACAUCAACCAUUAUGUAAUUUUAUUGAUCCAAUCAAAUUACAUCAUGUAAAUGAUAAUUCUAAUCGUGGUAGCAUAGAAACAAAAUUAUAUCCAAUAUCACCGUAUUUAUCAUCCACUGAUAGUUUAAUAAGUAUCUAUUCAUAUAAUAUUAUACCUUAUAAACAAUCAUUAGAUCAAAUAAAACCACCAUUUUGUUAUGAUCAUUAUGAAACUAUAAAUGAUCAUGUUACAAUAAUGGAUCCUAAUCAAAUUGAUCCUAUUCAUAUACAAACUUCUACUCCUAUUCAUACUACUACUACUACUACUACUACUACUACUACUACUACUACUACUCUCUACUACUACUACUACUACUACUACGACGACGACGACGACGACAACGACUAG
Molecule: messenger RNA, 681 nt
Organism: Schistosoma mattheei
Lineage: Eukaryota; Metazoa; Platyhelminthes; Trematoda; Strigeidida; Schistosomatidae
Source: the annotation of a GenBank genome assembly